GCUAGCUGUAGUCAUUCAUCGCGUUAGAACGUCGAAGAGCGAUGUUUGUGGAAUAUAAUGUGCAUAUUUCGAGGUUAGAGGUCGCCAGAGCGACUGCUACCGGAGCUUCGGAAAACCUGGCGAGAAAUACACUGUGAUCGGGUUCACUGAAGGAAUGAGAGCAGAGGAACUGGCCUGGCUUGUGUGUGAGAUCAUGGUGCCAUAGCAUGAGUCUAGCUUGCCAUAUAAACAAAGUGUGUUCUGCCUAAGCAGGAAGCUCUACCUUCAUCAUUGGUCGAAUCCUCCCUGACACAAUGUCACUAUCCGCACUGUCACUUAGAAUUAGACUCUCCUGCUGUACCCAAAGGAGCAGCACAUAUAUUCUAUUGAAAUGGAAGCAUGUUGCAGUACAGUGUCAAAGAUGCCCACUCAGACUCUGUAAAUUACAAAUCCUGCCAAAAAUAGCUAUGAUUUGUUGGGGUAUAAAACAUGUGACAACUACAGCCUUAUGUGACAAACUAACUCCCACAGAAUUAGCAGGUGGAAUUGCUGUGAAUUAUGGAGCAGAUUUUGGUAACCGUAAUCCCUCUGACAGUAUACUGAAAAAAAUAAAUGUUGUCAUUUGCUUGAGUAUUCGGGCUUGCAUUCUCAUAUUGAAAUUUGGGCCACUUGUAGUAUUCUAUCCAUUAACUUUCCUAUCUGCCACUCUUUCCUCACUUUGGCUACGAAUUUUGCUGAAAGCUACAGAAACUUCAGGUCCAGCAUGUAUUAAACUUGGCCAGUGGGCUAGCACUCGCCGUGACAUUUUUUCUGAAGAGUUUUGUGCACUGUUUUCCAAACUUCAUGUCAAAGUGACUCCCCAUCCAUGGGAUUACACAGAGCGUUGCCUGCAGAGGGCAUUUGGGAAUGACUGGAGGCAUCUUCUUAAGUUCCAGAGCACAGAUCCUGUUGGUUCAGGGUGUGUUGCCCAAGUCUAUAAGGCCUACGCAGACCUGUCCAGAUUCCAUAACGUGGACAUUGAAACUCCUAUUGAGAGUUCAGAUCCAAACUCUGCUUUUGAAGCCUGGGAGGUUUCAGGACUAGCUGGGAUUUUACAACAUUUUUGGAAAUGGAAGCAUCCUCACAAAGAAGAUGAAAAAGAGAGAGUCUGUGUGGAGGGGGCUUUUGAUAUCAACCAUGAACUCACUGGUUCACUCAGUGAAGAUUCAGAAGAACAUAAUUUAACACCAGUUGCUAUAAAAGUCCUGCAUCCUGGACUAAGCCAGCGUGUUGGAAUGGAUCUUCUUCUCAUGAAGAAAUUUAGCUAUUUGCUGGGGUUGAUCCCUGGAUUUAAGUGGCUAAGUUUGACCGAGAUUGUGGAGGAGUUUGAGAAGUUGAUGACCCAACAAAUGGACCUGCGGUAUGAAGCCAGAAAUUUGGAGCUUUUCCAGCAAAAGUUUGAGAGAGUGGGUUAUAUAAAGUUUCCCAGCCCUCUUCGACCGCUCGUUACCAGAAAUAUCUUGGUCGAAACAUAUGAGGAAGGAGAAUCUCUGUCUGUCUACCUGCAACAUGGUGAGCCGUCUCUGCUCAAAAAGAGGAUUGCUGAAAUGGGGGUGGAUAUGCUUCUAAAAAUGGUAUUUCUGGAUAAUUUUGUCCAUGCUGACCUGCACCCUGGUAACAUUUUAGUGCAAGGAGCAGAACAAUUCAAUAUGAGCCACAUGGACCAAACCACAUUAGUAGACAUGUGUGACACGCUGGUUGUUGAUGUUCGUCCCAGCCGCUGCCCUCUCCGACUUGUAUUGUUGGACACUGGGAUUGUGGCUAAGCUGACAGAAAAUGAUCUUCAGAAUUUCCAUGCUGUUUUCACUGCAGUUAUACUGGGACAGGGUGAUAAAGUUGGCGAGUUGAUCCUACAUCAUGCAAGAGCCAAUCAAUGCAGCGAUGUGGAAGGGUUCAAGUUGCAGAUGGCUGAAUUGGUGAAUGAUGCCAGGAACAAUACAAUCACUCUGGGAAAACUUCAAGUUGCAGUUUUGCUUUCUCGUGUUUUCCGACUUCUGAUGACACACAAGGUAAAGCUGGAAAGCAACUUUGCAUCUAUCAUAUUUGCCAUUUUGGUUUUAGAAGGGCUUGGACGGUCUUUAAAUCCAGAAAUUGAUAUUUUGGAAGCAGCAAGACCGUUGCUAAUUAAAAAUGCAACUUCUCUUAUUUAGAAAUUUAGUUUUCUUGUGUCAAUUGUAACCAGGAGAGAAAAUGUGCAUGUACUUUUAACAGGAAUGGAAGUUUUCAAUUGGGCAUUUGAACAUUUUUAAUACAUGUAUUUGUGAGAAACUAUUGUGAAUGAUGUGUUAGUCUGGUGCUACUUGACCAAGCAUUUGUUGUGCUGUUUUAUGUUCUUUCCUGGGAAAUCUGCUUUACCAGUUGCAGAGUCCCAUUAACCCUUUGUGGUCCUAUGUUGGAAUAUUUCCGACAAAAUUGUUUACCUCUUGCCGUCCAAUGGUGGAUUUUCCCUGGAGAGUACCGCUCAUGGGCUACCUAGCUAAGCACUUUGUAUAAAAGAGCUUCAAUUGCUAUAUCUAAGCUUACAGGCAGGGCCCUCUCUACCUUUUGUAUUUGUCUGUGUAUAUUGUAUGUUCUUGUAAAGCUGCGGAAUUUGUUGGCGCCUUAUAAAUACCAGUAAUAAAUAAAUAUGGGUGUAUUGCAUGUGCGCGAUGCGCACAGGCUGGGAAGGCCUGGCACUGAGGAUUGGCGGGACUCUCCAGGGGAAAUCCAAAAUUGGACCGCAAGAGGUAAAAUAUUUUGUUUAAUAUAUUCCGACAUAGGGCAGCAAAGGGUUAAUAUGGCUUAAACGGCUGCUUUAGUGACUGGCAAUUGUGUACCAAUCACUGACUUCUUGGCUGGAAAACAAUUUGAAGACCCAUAUGGGCCUACACAGACUGUGAGACACAAUGUCAUUCCAUUCUGCCAACAUUGAAGAUUACGGGAAUGUUGGUGGGAGACACUGCUCUUUCAGGAUCUCACAGGAUUAAAAAUUCUAAACAGAUUACUAUUAUGUGUUCUGUGUA
Pelobates fuscus (common spadefoot toad) is the source of this 3020-nucleotide messenger RNA. It is a transcript of the gene ADCK2, whose product is annotated as aarF domain containing kinase 2. Gene Ontology annotation, molecular function: protein kinase activity; ATP binding. Bases 294 to 2168 code for a protein of 624 amino acids. NCBI's taxonomy places the organism in Eukaryota, Metazoa, Chordata, Amphibia, Anura, Pelobatidae. Gene Ontology annotation, cellular component: mitochondrion. The transcript is spliced from 8 exons. Gene Ontology annotation, biological process: protein phosphorylation. The record is from RefSeq and is a predicted model, not a curated record.